AUGUCUGGACUGCGACUGCAAGGCUGCCGCUCCCUUCACCUAAACGAAGACAACGGCCGCUUCUUGCUUCUCGCCAUCCUAAUUAUACUCUACUUGCUUUGCGGUGCUGCGGUGUUUUCCGCAGUCGAGAGGCCCUCGGAGCUCCAAGCCCACGGGCGCUGGAACAAGGCACUUUUCAACUUCAGCGAGACAUUCAACAUCAGCCUGCAGGAUCUGAACGCUCUCCUCCGGGACUACGAGGCUGCUAUCGCCGCCGGCAUUCGAGUUGAUUCUUUAAGACCAAGAUGGGAUUUUACAGGAGCUUUUUACUUUGUUGGGACAGUGGUGUCAACUAUAGGCUUUGGGAUGACCACGCCAGUGACAGUGGCCGGCAGGGUGUUCCUCAUCUUCUACGGCCUGCUGGGCUGCGCCGCCACCAUCCUCUUCUUUAACCUCUUCCUGGAGCGCAUCAUCACGCUCCUGGCCGUGGUCAUGAAGGCCAUCCGGCUGCGGCGGAUGCGCAACAGCGGGCUCCUGCCGCCGGGCAUCUCGACGGACUUCGCCGUGAGCGCGCUCCCCGGCUGGAAGCCGUCCGUCUACUACGUGAUGCUGAUCCUGGGCCUGUCGGCCAUCGUCAUCUCCUGCUGCGCCUCCGCCAUGUACACGCCCGUGGAGGGCUGGGCCUACCUGGACUCGCUCUACUUCUGCUUCGUCACCUUCAGCACCAUCGGCUUCGGCGACCUGGUGAGCAGCCAGAACGCCGCGUACGACCACCAGGCGCUCUACCGCCUGGCCAACUUCCUCUUCAUCCUGCUGGGCGUCUGCUGCAUCUACUCGCUCUUCAACGUCAUCUCCAUCGUCAUCAAGCAGGUGCUCAACUGGAUCCUCAGCAAGGUGUGCUGCCAGCGCUGCAACAAGCCCAACGCCUUCCUGGGCCGGCGGAACGCCAUACGGCCCGGCUCGCGCAUCCGCUGCAGCCAUAUCAGCCGCGGCAACGACUCGGACGGGCACGGCGACAGCGACACGGAGGGCCGGCGGCUAUCGGGGGAGAUGAUCUCCAUGCGGGACUUGGCCGCCUCCAACAAGGUGUCGCUGGCCCUCAUGCAGAAGCAGCUGUCCGAGACGGCCAACGGCUACCCCCGGACAGUGGGCGGCGGCUCGCGACAGAACGGCUUCUCGGGCGGCGUGGGGGCCCUUGGCAUCAUGAACAACAGACUGGCUGAGACCAGUAACUAG
Sardina pilchardus (European sardine) is the source of this 1215-nucleotide messenger RNA. RefSeq names its product potassium channel, subfamily K, member 12 (gene kcnk12). Gene Ontology annotation, cellular component: plasma membrane. NCBI's taxonomy places the organism in Eukaryota, Metazoa, Chordata, Actinopteri, Clupeiformes, Clupeidae. The transcript is spliced from 2 exons. Bases 1 to 1215 code for a protein of 404 amino acids. Gene Ontology annotation, biological process: potassium ion transmembrane transport; stabilization of membrane potential. The record is from RefSeq and is a predicted model, not a curated record. Gene Ontology annotation, molecular function: potassium ion leak channel activity; outward rectifier potassium channel activity.